Anthonomus grandis grandis is the source of this 4080-nucleotide messenger RNA. It is a transcript of the gene Blm, whose product is annotated as recQ-like DNA helicase Blm. Gene Ontology annotation, biological process: DNA replication; double-strand break repair via homologous recombination. The coding region runs from base 265 to 3993 and encodes 1242 amino acids. NCBI's taxonomy places the organism in Eukaryota, Metazoa, Arthropoda, Insecta, Coleoptera, Curculionidae. The transcript has 9 exons. Gene Ontology annotation, cellular component: chromosome; nucleus; cytoplasm. Gene Ontology annotation, molecular function: nucleic acid binding; 3'-5' DNA helicase activity; four-way junction helicase activity. The record is from RefSeq and is a predicted model, not a curated record.
CCGUUCGAUUGGCGCGAGGUCGUUGUCAGUUGUCAGUGAAUCGCGGAGAUCCGAUCGAAUAUGUCCGCCAAUUGUUAACCUCCACAAUUGUUGUGGUUCAUUUCUAAAAUUUGUCAAUAUUCCGCUGGAUUUUAUUUAAAUUUUAUUGUUAAACUAGAAUUUAUUGACCGUAUACAUACUUAAGGGCAAUAACGGUUACUGUAUGGCAUUCCUGUUAGUGUUUUUUGUCGUGUCAAAGUUCUUUGUUACAGCAGUUUUGUGAUUAUGAAUGAUGAUUUUUUUGAAAAUUUGCGUAAUAAGGAUCUUACCAAGAUCAAAAAGUUUGAUUUUAAGAAGGCGAAAGCAUCAGGGGGUGUUAGAACAUCUAUUUCCCCCGUGAAACCUUUACCUAGUGAGACGGGCAUUGGGCCAAAUGGGGUCAACAAUUCCUUUGCUAGUAAAAACCCUACUGCCCCUGUGAAAACUGUACCAAAUGAUACUGGAAAUAGUUACUUAGCUGGAAUAGAUUAUAAUGAAUUUCAUAAGCCAAAUGGGAUCAAAAGUUCAUUUGAGUGCAGAAAAAGUGUCUGGAGUCAAUCAAAUCCUGUUAAUAAUAGCCCAUUAGAUAAAACUAAGAGCAAGACUUUUACAUUUAAAAAAACUGAACCAAAAAUAUCUCACAUAAAACAAACACAACAGAGUACAAUAAAUCCUUUUGGCAUUAAGCCCAGAGCUACUUCUAAUGAUAAUAAAAACUCUGACAAUGUUUUAGAUAGUCUCUACAAAAAUAGCAGUAUAUUUAAUACCUCGCCUCUAAAGAGCAGCAUCAAACAAGUUAAAAUAUCAAGCCCAAGGCCAAAAUUAACACUUAAUAAACCAUUGUUUGAGCCUAAAAAAGAACAGAGCAGCCCUAGUUUGUUGUCUGGCAGCAGUAAGCUCAGUCAAGAAAGUAUAUCCAAGUAUUUUACAUCAAAAUGUAAUGAGAAAGUCGACUCUGAAACAAUAAUUUCACCACUUAAAAAGCUUUUGCUGCCAAAAAGUGACCCAUGCCAUGAAAAAAACUGCAAUAAUACAUUUAAAGCACAAACUAGUUUUAGUAAUAAUGAGAGACAUGGAAGUCCACCAUCUCCUGUUGUAAAGCCCAAAAAAAAAUUUGUUUUUAAAAAACGAGCAGCCAAUAGUAGUAUUUCUGAAGAAAUAAAGAACAGCAUAACAAUACCUGAUCCUAAAUAUGUAGAUACUGGACAAAAUUACUAUGAUACUAGUUUGGAUGAUAGUAAGAAUAAAUUAUUUAAUACAUCAGAAGCUCAGUGUGUUAGUUUAUUACCUUCUAAAGAAAUUAAAAAUCCUGAGGAAACACCAGAGGCGAAUUUAUCAUCAAAUACUACAACCCCAUCUCUAGACAUCACAGAAGCAGAUUAUAUGGAUGAUGAAGAAUUUGAAAGGCAAUUUGGUGGUUUAACAGAGAGUAUCGAUAGGUUGGUGGAGGAAAGCACUGUCAGUUCCAGCAAUAUUAUACCUUCAAAUAGUAAGGCAUCUGAAAACAAUGAGGAAAUUAGUGAAGAAUUGCUCAAUGAAAUCUCUAAUAUGGAUUGGGAUGAGAAUUUUUUCAAUGAUGAGCCUGUUGAAAGCGGUUUCAAGGAUAGAACAGACGAUUCUGAAGAGUUCAAAGGUAAAUAUGAGCAUUCUGAAGUAAUGAUGGAGGUCCUGCACCAGAAGUUUGGAUUGAGGAGCUUCAGGCCUCAUCAGAGAGAGAUUAUUAAUGCCAGUUUAAUGCAGCAUGAUUGUUUUGUCUUAAUGCCAACAGGGGGUGGAAAAAGUUUGUGUUAUCAACUUCCAGCUAUUUUAAUGCCAGGAGUCACCAUCGUUGUGUCACCGUUAAUAGCACUUAUUUCCGAUCAAGUUGAUAAGCUGACUGCUUUAGAUAUAGCUGCUGCUCAUUUAUGUUCUGAUGUUUCUAAGUCAGAAACAGAUCAGAUUUUUACCAAAUUAAGUAUGAGAGAGCCUGGAAUAAAGUUGCUGUAUUUGACUCCAGAGAAGCUUUCACGUUCCAGAGCUAUACUGGAUAUUCUGGACAAUCUUUAUAGCAGGGGCAAACUGGCUCGCUUCGUCAUAGACGAGGUUCAUUGCUUGUCACAGUGGGGACACGAUUUUAGGCCCGACUAUAAAGAACUCGGCAAAUUAAGGUUAAACUACAAGGAUGUACCAAUAAUUUGCUUGACCGCAACUGCCACCAAACAAGUCGAGAAUGAUGUGAUAAAUAUUUUAAAACUAAAAAAAGUGAAAAGGUUCAUUAGGAGUUUUAAUAGGCCGAAUAUUAAGUAUGAGGUGAUAGAAAAGCCGGCUAAAUCAACUGAAGCGAUAGCGAAUUUGAUAAAAACAAAGUUUCCAAAAAAAUCUGGAAUUGUUUACUGUUUAGCCAGGAAGGAUUGUGAAAAACUAUCUGUUCAAUUUAACGGAAUGGGACUGAAAACCAAACCGUACCAUGCUGGAAUGACCGAUAAGGUUCGUGAAGCUAUCCAACGUGAAUGGAUGCAGGACUGUUUCCACGUAAUUGUCGCCACAAUAGCGUUUGGUAUGGGCAUCGAUAAGCCGGACGUGCGAUUCGUCAUUCACAAUUCCAUUCCGAAAUCGGUAGAAGCGUUUUAUCAGGAAAGCGGACGAGCCGGCCGGGACGGCGAAGUUUCUUAUUCCUAUUUAUUUUAUGUUUACCGGGACGUCGAUCGAUUAAGAAAGAUAAUCAAGCUCGACAGGAACAUGACCAAGAAAACUCUGGACGCGCACGAAGAGAACCUGAAACAAAUGGCCAGUUUCGCAGAGAAUCGAGUUGAUUGCCGGCGUUACCUUCAACUUAUUCACUUGGGCGAACAUUUCGAUCGUCGCAUUUGUAUCAGAAGCAAGGCGACGAUCUGCGAUAAUUGUGAAAAUAUUGACAAGUACAAAAACGAGGAUGUGAGCAAGCAGGCUAAGGAAUUGUGUACUCUAGUGAGGGAUCUGACUCAAAAAGAGAAUGUGACCAUGUUGCAUGUUGCAGAUGUUUAUAGGGGUUCGAAAAUUAAAAAAAUUCUGGAUAGACGCCACGACCGACAUCCGUUAUACGGCGCAGGCGCCUCGAUUGACCGAAAUGACGUGCAGAGGAUCCUCAAGGAACUAAUUCUUAAACACAUUCUGGCGGACUUUUGCACUUACACCGGAGACUUUCCGGUUGUCUACCUCAAAACAGGACCAAAGUUUUAUCAAUUUUUAAAUUCCGACUAUAAACUUACCAUCUCUGUAUGUACAGAGAAGAAAUCCAAGUCACUGAGAGAGGUUGUUUCUAGUGAGAAACCGAGUAGUAGUGGAUGGAUUGACGCUCAGUCUGGCAGCAGCUCCACUUCGGAGGGUGGUUCGGUUGUAAGGCAUACGGUGCAAAAGCAAAAUACUGCCAAGCUUCAAGCCGCUAGAAAACUUCAAUUAUCGAAGUUAAAGGUGGAAUGUCACGAGGUACUACUAGAGGAAUGCCGCCGCAUCGCGAUGGAGCGUAACCUCACUCUUUCUUCGGUAAUGAACUUAUCCGCCAUACAAUCGAUGUCGGUUCAUCUACCAAAAACCAAAGAAGAAAUGCUAAAAAUCCAGCAUGUUACCGCGGCGAAUUACAACAAAUACGGAGAAUAUUUCUUGAAAAUCACCAAAGAGUACCGAGAGAAGCACGACGCCAUCCAACCUUUAACGGAACUUAAAACGUCACGCCAGGAUCUGAUCGAAGAAUCCGCGUCCGAUUAUGAAGAACAAGAUUUCCAGCCGACAGGAUCUCAAAGAUUCUCUCCCAAAAAUGCGAGAGGGGGUGGAGUGAAGAGAAAAAGAGGGGGGUGGGGCAACAAACGGGGCGGAUUUAAAAAGAGACGGGUGGCCUAUAAAAAGAAAGCCGCAUCCCCAAAAGGGAAAAUUUCUAGUAGCGGCUGGAAAGGAAAAAAGGGCGGUAGAGGAGGUGGAGGAGGAGGGUUGGGUCUCAUGCCAAUUUUACACAUUAGUUAAUCUUUAUAUGUUUGUUGAAUUCUGAUUUACUUCUUGUAAAUAAUUAUGUAAUAAUAGGAAUAAUAAAACUUUUACUUUUUUUGAAAA